UGUAUGUAUAUAUAAAUGUAUACGAGUGUGCGUAUUAUCGACACAGCUUAUAAUAACAUAGACCACCGUCGCGUGAUCUUUACAUGAAACAUAAAACGUUUAUCGUGUGUGAAUUUGAGAAGAAAAUAGAAGAACCAAUUGUGUGCCAAACGAACGAAGCGUGUAUGAUAUUAAUCGUGGAUAUUAACACGCGUAUUUGUGUCGAUUUUUAGUUCUGUGAUCAAGGAAGUGGGAUUGUGACGUUGAGGAACAAAAGUUUUACUUGGAAAUUGCUGCGCAGAGUCGGGAAACUAACAGGUCCUGAUGUUCCCUCCGAUAUACGAACGGUCGGUGGGCACCAAGCACCGAUAAAAAGCCGAAAAUCAGCUGGCAGAAGAUUCCAACCCGAGUAAGAAUGUCCUCGAAGAGGAAGUCGCCGCCAACGAAGCUAUCGGAAGGUGGAGGCGGGGCGGGAACGGUGGGUGGUACCGACGAAGAGGAAGACACGACGUCGUCGGCGAUCCUCCAGGGGGUCGAGAGCGUACCUGAAGAUAAUUCUGCCCCGGCCGAGGGUGGGAUAGAGGAGUGUUACAACCACCCCCUGCAGAGGGGUGACUGCGAGUCGUCGGGCUGUUCGUCGCCGGCAACCCCGAGCGAGCACGACCCCCGGGACUCGCCCUCACCAUCGCCGGCAAAUUCGCCGCCGGCGGCGAAGCGGCAGAGGAUGGUGUUCCUCCAGACGAACGCCGAGGCCCUCCAGGGUUACAACCACCUCCACCUGCAGACGAACGCCUCCGCGGCGACGACGGGGGCGGUCGCGGAGCCGGCGAGCUCCUCGGAGUGCGGUUCGCCCCCCACCCCCCUGCUGGCCGAUACCUAUUACGGCCACCACCACCACCACCACCACCAUCACCACCACCACGCCAACCCCCAUCACAACAACAACAACACCGUCACACAGAACAAUAACAAUCAUCACACAAACAAUAACAAUAACAACAACAAUAACGGAGGGGGUGUCAGCGCCGUGGGGGGGAAACGAUCCAUGGACGAUGUACUCAAGAGGCUCACGUGCAAGAUGAACAGCGGAUCGUUAUCCUUGCAGGACGACGCCACGCGACGGACUACGCCGCCGCCCUCGUCGACGCCAAACACCCUGCACCUUACCCACAACUCGCACAGCAGCACCAGCAUAUCGAACAGCGUUGCGCCGUCGCAGGUUGCGGGAAGAAACACGGCGACGGAAGGACACCAGGACGGGGCCGCCGCCCUUCAUCGGGUUCUCUGCGCCGACAACUUCGUCGAAAAGGAAAGAUGCCUCUCGGAGAUGAUACUCAAGCUUCAGAUGCUCAGGGAACAGCUUCUCCAGCAGCAGGACCAGACCAAGUCUUACCCUCCGCACCUGAACGCCGAGACUCAGAAGCAGAUCGACAUGCAACGGUUACAAACCGAGCACCUCAAACGCCAGCAAGAGCACAUCAUGCAGCACAACAUCCAGGAGCUUCAGGCACAGAUUAGCAAGGGCCAGGUCACGAUGCCGGGGCCGCAGACCCUCAUGUUCCUACCCUUCCUUCAGGAGCAGCUUCGUGGACUACCCGUGCCCUCCAUGCCACCGCCGACGUCGACGGCGAUGACGGGAAACAAGCAUAUCAACUCCAUAGCCAACAUGAUAAGCGGGCAUCGAGACGGUCCAAGUUCCUGGGCGACGGCACACCUGGCGCAAAUGACGACGCAGAUGGAAAAGGAGUCUUCGCCGACGCCGACGCCGAGCUCCGGAUCCUCGCAGCCAGCGGCACCGACGCACCAGGAUCCGGACACCCCGUUGAACCUCACCAAGCCAAAGUCCUCGGGACAGACGGCGUCCUCUUCCCCGGGAAGCGACUCCCACUCUACCGGGGCGGGAAGCAGCGGUCAUCAGGAGCAACCCUUGCCCGCGACGGCACCGAAACUCUUCCAUUCGAGCCUCCAGAUGCCCCGUGGAUACCUGCCGAGUCUACCUUACGGCGGACUUCCGCCACAUCUCAGCACCCUCUCGUCCAUGGGCAAGGUGAUGAAUAAAGAGGAAUCCGGAGGCGGCUCCGCCGCUGCGGCGGCCGCAGCAGCCGCCGCUGCUGCGGAGAAACACUUCGCCAUGCACGGAAUCUACGGGAUGCCGUCUAGUGCCGGUGGGAUGCCUCCGUCCCCGCAGUCCCAGAGGGGUAUGAAACACUCGGGUAGUCGGGAAGAUCCGUCUCAGGAGGAGUCGGACUUUCUCUCAUCUUCGCACAUGUGGGGACGAGAGCAGGGCUACAAGGUUCCUGAAGAUAUAACAGAAAAAGCGAAAAUGGUGAGGCAGCAGAAACGGGACGGUGAAAACAAGCCGCACAUUAAACGACCUAUGAACGCGUUCAUGGUAUGGGCCAAGGACGAACGGAGGAAAAUCCUCAAGGCGUGCCCGGAUAUGCACAAUUCGAACAUAUCGAAAAUUCUCGGUGCGAGAUGGAAAGCGAUGUCGAAUUCGGAGAAGCAGCCGUACUACGAGGAGCAGUCUCGACUUUCCAAAUUACACAUGGAGAAGCACCCGGACUACAGAUACAGACCGCGUCCGAAAAGGACCUGCAUAGUUGAUGGCAAGAAGAUGCGGAUCUCCGAGUACAAGUCCCUGAUGCGACAGCGAAGGCAGGAGAUGAGGCAGCUCUGGUGUCACCGAGACGGCGGUGGUCCCGACAUGGGCUUCCUGUCACCGGUCGGCCCGGAAAUGACGUCACCUCACCCUGGACCCUCGGCAAGGCCGUCGGUCUCGCCGCCGGCGUCGCUCCUUAACGGAGGGGGCGCCGGUCCGAGUUCGGAUCACGGUUCGUUCUACUACCCCCAGGACAGUCUAUCCCCGAGUGACAUAAUGAACUUUUCCCCGGAGAACCCGGGCUCCGUUGGCGGUUACGACGUCAGUCCGCGGCAUCACGACGAGGAUUGAGCCGCGGCUCCGGGUCAGCCCUCGUGGCCACCCGGAGCUAACGCAAGACUUGCCCACGAACUCUUUUGGUAACCUGGUUGGAACAGGGGCCGGGUUUAUUUAUUGUUUCGUCGCCAACCCCGCCGCCGAAGGACGUGUAUGAACGUGUCACGGCGAAGGGAAGAGUGGAGAAGAAGAAAGGUAGGAGGGUAGGAGGCGAGAAGCUUUUCGGCUGGCCAUCGAACGGGCUUCUUCGCAUAUUUUAUCGGAUAUCGUAGCAACGCCAUGCAGACUCGCGAGCAAAGAUUACUUAACGGUAUGAUUGUACG
Molecule: messenger RNA, 3240 nt
Organism: Diprion similis
Lineage: Eukaryota; Metazoa; Arthropoda; Insecta; Hymenoptera; Diprionidae
Gene: Sox102F
Product: transcription factor Sox-13
Exons: 10
Coding region: 395-2932 (845 amino acids)
Biological process (GO): regulation of transcription by RNA polymerase II; cell fate commitment
Cellular component (GO): nucleus
Molecular function (GO): DNA-binding transcription factor activity, RNA polymerase II-specific; RNA polymerase II cis-regulatory region sequence-specific DNA binding
Source: RefSeq, a predicted model, not a curated record